UGGCCGAACUUCCAUAAACGCCCGGUCUAUAUUAAUUAAGCGCCUUGGUCGAUCUUCAGGUCAGUUAGGGGGUUCAUCGACAUAAAAAAUUCAAAACACAUGUGCUCGUCCGUUUGUGUUUACAAGCCCUAUUCUUAACGCCACUUGUGGUCCAGAGAGAGGAAGAAAGUAACAUCUUGACAUGUCACAACAGCUCUGGUCAUGACUUGUUCCUCGCUGCUCUCUUAUGCCCCACAAAUUCAAAGCUCCCCUGUGGGCAAACUCAUUCUUGAAUUCGACUGGUCUUCCACACCAUUAGGCCCCAUCGAGCAAUGGCCACAAUCCUUAAAAACCGUAGUCUCUAUCAUGCUUGCAAACCCUUCCCAAUCUUGCUUAUUUUGGGGUCCUGACCAUAUUCUUAUCUAUAAUAAUGCUUGGAGACGUAUAAUAUCGGGAUCAAAACAUCCGCAUUUUAUGGGCAAACCAGGGCGAAUAGCGUUUCACGAAAUAUGGGACACCUUUUCAGUACAUUGCCAAAAUGUUUAUCGGGGAAAGCACGUUGGGCGUGUCGACGAUCUUUUAUUCUUCGACUCUCAACCGUCUGGAGAACUGCCUUUGAAUGUUCCAGGCAACCAAGACGAUACUAUUGACAAGCUUGAGUCGUAUUUUACAUGGUCGUAUCUCCCUAUUCAAGCUGAAGAUGGAAAAGUCGGUGGAAUUUUGAAUAACUGCAUGGAAACGACGGAAAAAGUUUUAUCAGAACGGAGAAUGUCAACAGUUCGAAUUUUCGCGGAACUUACGGCGUCGAUACGAACAACAGUUGAAUUCUGGCAAGCCGUCGCUGACUCCCUUGCCUUAAACGAACACGAUUUCCCCUACUUCCUUUGCUAUUCUGCCACAAAUACCGUCCAUUCUGAUUUCAACUCGGAUUCAGCUGAAACAAUAUCCAAUGUCUCGUGCGAUACACGGAGCGAAUACUCUUCUUCUGGUUCCUCUAUCGCGUCUGUACACAACGUACGUCUGGAUCUCGUCAAGUUCUGCGGCGUUCAGCCUGGACAUCCUGCCGCUCCAUCUCAGGUUGAAUUCAAUUCCAUGACCAUCCUGGAACCGAACCAAUCCUGGCCUUUUAGCAAAGCUUGUUUCGGUCGGACCUCUAUUAGAGCGAAAAACCCACAUCCAGAGGGUUUUCAGGCUCGCGGUUGGGGAGAUGAGCCUGGCGAUGCAAUAUUGAUACCGAUACAUGGUACAGAUGACAUGUUAGUUGGUCUUGUGUUAUUUGGGUUGAAUACAAGGAGACCUUAUGAUGCCAAUUACGCCAGUUUUCACCAAACACUUUCGCGAAAUCUCAGCUCAUGUUACGUAGCUACACAGGCGUUCGAAAGAGAGCUUCAACGGACGGAGGAACUGCAGGCGUUGGAUAGGGCCAAGACAGUAUUUUUCCAAAAUGUUUCCCACGAACUUCGCACUCCUCUGACCCUCAUCAGAGGCCCAUGCGAGGAUGCAUUAAAAGAUGAAGAUAAACUUGAUAAGACGUCACGAGCUCGGUUCAAGUUGAUAUUUCGAGCCAGUGGAAGACUACUCCGGCUGGUCAACUCGUUAAUGCUCUUCUCAAGUGCGGAGGCGAAGAGACUACAAGUCGUUUAUAGGCCUGUACGGCUGGGCCCUGUGACAGCAGAUCUAGCUUCUCUGUUUCGGUCUGCGAUCGAGAAGGCAGGAAUUACCUACACCGUUGACUGUGGAAGGUCAGACGACGAGCGCGAGGUUUUUGUUGAUCUAUCGAUGUGGGAGAAGAUUAUCUUCAAUUUGCUGUCAAAUGCGAUUAAAUACACUACUGAAGGGUUUAUCAAGCUCUCUCUACGUUUCCAUUCGUCUGAGAUCGAACUACGGGUAAAAGACUCUGGUUGUGGGAUCCCUGAAGAUCAAAAAGAGCUAAUUCUCCAAAGAUUCCAUCGUGUGGAGUACGCCGAAGGGCGAAGUCAUGAAGGCACAGGUAUUGGUCUUGCUCUAACGUCCGAGCUUGUAAAACUUCACGGUGGUCGUAUCAAAGUUGAAAGUAUACUCGGAAAAGGCUCCUCAUUCAUUAUCAGUCUUCCCAGAGGAUAUUCUCAUCUCCCAGCUAAAGAUGUCAGUCAUAUUUCGCACCCUGCUUCAUACAAGACAGCCCCUGCAGCGUUAGCUGAGGAUGGUGGUGGUCCCGGAAAUUUACACCGUGACCGUGAGCGAAAUAAUUUGGAACUGGAUCGUGCGGCUGGAUAUGGAUCCUAUGCGGAAGCGAUAGUGGAGGAGGCAAAUGGUUGGCUAGGCGAGGAUUCGGAAACGGCGUCGACUUUGUCGGCGUCUUCGGAAACCGAGACAGAUAGCUCAGGCGCCCUUCAACCUUUAUGUAUCUUGCUCGCAGAAGACAAUGCGGAUGCGCGGUCUUACAUCAAGUCGAUCCUCAGCACGGUUGCGCAAGUCAUAAUCGCGGUACCUGAUGGGCGAGCUGCUCUCGAUUAUAUUCGAAAUCAGGUGCGCCCAGACUUGAUUGUCACCGAUGUGAUGAUGCCGGGCCUUACUGGAACAGACCUUAUACAACAGCUAGCCACUGAUCCGGAUCCUGACAUCCACAACAUACCUAUCAUUUUGCUGACUGCACGUUCUGGAUCAGAGAGCAAUCCUGAGCUCAAAUACGAAAGUAUUUAUCAAGGACCAAUCGACUACCUACUUAAACCGUUCAGCUCAGACGAACUUGUCCGUCGAGUCCGGACCAAGAUUUAUACAGUAAGGCAAAAGUUGGAAUUAGAGCGACAAGUGCAACAACGAACGGCCGAGUUAAACUAUGCCCAGCAUCGGUAUAGACGGAUGACUGAGCUUGCGCCCGUAGCAAUUUUUGAGACGGAUGAUACGGAUCGGAACUUGAUUACAUUUGCGAAUGAACGAUACUUCUCUUUAACCGGAUUACCAAAGUCAUUGCCGUUGCGGUUCGAUGAGAUCAUUGAGUCGAUUGAGGCUCAAUAUCGGCCAGCUGCUAAACAAGUGUGGUCUGAAAUUUUAACGGGUGAACCCGCCCAAUUCGAGUUCCAGCUUUUGAACGGACGACAGGCAUUGGCAGAAAUGAUUUCUCUAUCGUCUGGAUCAAUACUUGGAACGUUAACAGAUCAAACAGAUCAACGUUUAUUUGCUAGCCAGCAGCUUGACGCUGAGCGGCAAAAAACAGACGAGGCAGUAAACCGGAGACGGUUGCAAGAAGCUUUCAUAGAUAUUGUUUCUCAUGAACUUCGAAAUCCCAUUUCUGCAAUUCUUCAAAGCGCUGACCUACUGUCUGGAUCAAUCUUACGGUUAAAUAACAUUUACCACGAACUCUUCGUGUCUUUCAUGAACAAGACCCAGUCGGACUCAGCGAGGCUCCAGAAAUUGUUUGAGGAGAGUCGGUCAGAAUUAGAAGAUGUCAGUCAUGCGGUUGCUUCUGUGGAACUUUGUGCUCGACAUCAAACAAUCAUCGCGAGUGACAUUCUUGUCGUAUCGCGCCUGGACUCGAAUCUACUGAGCAUAAACCCUACAACUUUUCAUUUGAUGCAUGUACUUCAAAAUACUCUGGCCAUGUUUUUAGUCCAGGUGGAAACUCAGUCGAUCGCAUUUAAACUCGACCCAGGGCCUAGUAUCACAACCGAAACUCGAAUAAUUGCUGAUUCUACUAGGUUAUGUCAGAUAUUGGUCAAUUUGAUAUCAAAUUCUUGUCGUGCAUUAGAAACAUGGGAUGGCCAGAGACAGAUUUCGAUUCAGAUGUCACUUUUGCAUUCGCGGCCCUUUGAAAUUCCUGGGCACAUUCCACAAGUUACCGAUUCUGCUGUCGAAGCAUCGCGGAUAUGGGUAUCCUUUCAUAUUUCCGAUACUGGGCCUGGUGUUCCAGUCGAGGAUCAAGCACGGCUCUUCACGCGCUUCAACGGUGUACAGGCGGCCAACGCAAAUGCUACACGACGGCCGUCCAGUCUUGAAGGGACAGGUUUAGGCCUUUAUCUGUGUCGAAAACUCGCAGAACUUCAAGGUGGUGCUAUCAAGUUUAUUGGCGCUCCAGGUCAAGGGGCGGCGUUCUUGUUUUUCAUUGAAGCUCGAUUAGCGGAAAACGCGCCAACCUUGGUCCCUCCUCAAUCUCUACGGCCUUCUAGGCGAAUCUCCAGCAAAAGAUAUCUCGUUACUGAUCCAAGUUCAAAGGCUAACAUUUCUUCGCAAGAUCAUGAAUUCAUGAAGAAGAAACCCGAAGAAUUGGAGAAAGACAAUUCCGACUCUGUCGGCAAUAAUAAGUCAUACUUCGCAGAACAGCCAAAUACAACGAGAAGAGCGAAGAUCCACAUAUUGAUCGUCGAGGAUAAUGUCAUAAAUCAAAAGCUACUUCGACGCCAGGUGGAAAAAGCAGGCUUCACGGCCCAUGCUACAAAUAAUGGAUUAGAAGCACUUCAAUACCUCGAAGCAGCGCACCAGGAUAAUAAUAGCGGUGGCGAAGUCUAUCCCUCGUUGAUACUUAUGGACUUGGAAAUGCCCAUUCUCGAUGGCCUAGAAGCUACUGCUCGAAUACGCACAUGGGAGAUGGAGGGUAAAUUACCUGGAAAACUUUUUAUAUAUGCUAUCACUGGCAACGCCCGGCAGGGGCAAAUUGACACCGCGCUCGCAGUAGGAAUGGACGAUGUUUAUAUCAAACCAUACAACAUCGCUGAUAUCAUUAGGCGCAUUGACCUUGAUUGCUCAUAACCUCGGUAACCAAGUUCUCGCCUUUGAUUUUCUUUUUUUGGGAUUAUGUAGAUAUUUGAUUAGCCGUUCAAAGAAUAAUCUGUUGGUACAGUACCUGUUACGCGACGCGUUGUGUCACAUCACAUGCAUGCUUGAUGUAACUAGAUUGUCACAGUGCUCUCCAAAUAAUGACCUCGACAAUGACGAUCUCACAGUAGACAGUACAAAAGAACAAUGCUAACGCUCUGUAUUCGAACUAGAAAAUAAC
Molecule: messenger RNA, 4951 nt
Organism: Lentinula edodes (shiitake mushroom)
Lineage: Eukaryota; Fungi; Basidiomycota; Agaricomycetes; Agaricales; Omphalotaceae
Exons: 29
Coding region: 202-4704 (1500 amino acids)
Biological process (GO): phosphorelay signal transduction system; phosphorylation
Molecular function (GO): phosphorelay sensor kinase activity
Source: RefSeq, a predicted model, not a curated record